Molecule: messenger RNA, 1000 nt
Organism: Capsella rubella
Lineage: Eukaryota; Viridiplantae; Streptophyta; Magnoliopsida; Brassicales; Brassicaceae
Product: pyridoxal phosphate homeostasis protein
Exons: 7
Coding region: 53-778 (241 amino acids)
Cellular component (GO): intracellular anatomical structure
Molecular function (GO): pyridoxal phosphate binding
Source: RefSeq, a predicted model, not a curated record
GAUCUAGAACGACAAAGGGAAGCCCAACAACGAAGCGAACGUGGAAUCUGCUAUGUCGGCGGCGGCGAUUGAUGGCGUGUCGGCUUUGAGAUCGGUGUUUCAGCGGGUAAACCAGGCGGCGGAGAAAGCGGGUCGUGGAUCAGAUGGGAUACGGGUCGUAGCGGUGAGCAAGACGAAACCUGUUUCUGUGAUUCGCCAAGUCUACGACGCUGGUCAUAGAUCUUUUGGAGAGAACUAUGUGCAAGAGAUCAUUGAGAAGGCACCUCAGCUUCCAGAAGAUAUAGAGUGGCAUUUCAUUGGGAAUUUGCAGAGCAACAAAGUGAAGCCUUUGCUAUCUGGAGUGCCUAACCUUGUGAUGGUGGAAAGUGUUGAUGAUGAAAAGAUUGCAAAUAUGCUUGAUCGUGUGGUUGGAAACAUCGGUAGAAAGCCCUUGAAGGUUUUGAUCCAAGUGAAUACCAGCGGUGAAGAGUCUAAAUUCGGCGUGGAACCCUCAGGAUGCAUAGGACUGGCGAAACACGUGAAGGAAGCUUGCUCGAAUCUCGAGUUUUCUGGGUUAAUGACAAUAGGGAUGGCCGAUUACACGUCAACCCCAGAGAAUUUCAAGUUGCUUGCAAAAUGCAGAAGUGAAGUGUGUAAGGAGCUCGGAAUACCGGAGGAGCAGUGUGAGCUAUCAAUGGGGAUGUCUGGUGACUUUGAGUUAGCCAUUGAACUGGGAAGCACAAAUGUGAGAAUAGGGUCUACAAUUUUUGGGGCGAGAGAGUAUCCUUUGAAGAAAUGAAGUAAACAACUGGGUGAUGAGAUCGAUUUGAAGUUGUAACAUCAAAACCAGUUUCGAGGAAGAACAAGAGCUGUGGGUUUUAAAUUAAGGGUGGAAUGAUUUGUAUACGCAUUGUAUUUGCUCUGCUUUUGCUUGUAACUACAUUUCAUAGAUAUAAUAAUAAAGACGUAAAGUAAACAACAUCUUGUCCUUGCACGGAUGAAUAAAGUAAACAUGCUACGA